AUGGGUUAUGGUAACUCCUUUCUUUAUCUGGGGUUGAGACACGGUUGCCUUACUAACGGCUCUCAUGGAACGCAGAUCCAACUUUUCGUGGACCCCUUCCAUCGCAUGUUUUCUCUCGAUAAUAGAUCUAUCCAGUAUCCGUUUGCUGUUGUAGAAAGAGUCCCUGUGGUAUGGUCGAUUAUCUAUGCUGGUGUCGUCCCACUUCUGAUUCUGGUUUGCUGGGCAGCCAUUUUCCGCCCCAAACCAUACCAGGUUCAAGUCACUAUUCUCGGGCUACUCGUCGCGCUUAUGUUGACUUCCCUGAUUACGGACAUCAUCAAGAAUGCUGUUGGGAGACCUCGACCCGAUCUUAUCUCACGGUGUAUGCCCAAGAAGGGCACUCCGGCCAACACAUUGGUAGCCUGGACGGUCUGUACUCAGUCGAACAACCACAUACUCCAGGAGGGAUGGAGAAGUUUCCCCAGUGGUCACAGUAGCUUUGCUUUUGGUGGGCUAGGAUACCUGUCAAUAGCUGAUCUCUGGCGCUGCAUUCUGGCUUUAAUACCGAUGUUGUGCGCGCUGAUGAUCGCAAUCUCGCGCCUUGAGGACUAUCGGCACGAUGUCUAUGAUGUGACCUGUGGGUCUAUCCUUGGCCUGAUUAUUGCUCAUUUCUCCUACCGACGCUACUACCCUCCGUUGCGGUCUGUCGCCUGUGAUGUUCCACACGAGGCUUAUGAAAUCGUCGGUCCAAAUGGCUUUUCUAAACUGCCAGGCGAUGAGGAACAACAGAUCCAAGAACGAGGUCUAGGCUCACGUGGCUGGGAAGCCCAAACAUAUCAGCUGGAGGAUCUGCCUUCUCAUCACGAUCGGUUGCACUAUACGUCCUCGGCUACUCCUGCAUAG
This is a messenger RNA of Aspergillus fumigatus Af293, 882 nucleotides long. Its product is annotated as PAP2 domain protein. The record is from RefSeq and is a predicted model, not a curated record. Gene Ontology annotation, molecular function: phosphatidate phosphatase activity. NCBI's taxonomy places the organism in Eukaryota, Fungi, Ascomycota, Eurotiomycetes, Eurotiales, Aspergillaceae. The transcript is spliced from 3 exons. The coding region runs from base 1 to 882 and encodes 293 amino acids. Gene Ontology annotation, biological process: phospholipid metabolic process.